ACGAUGAGGAUUCUGCAGCUUCGGCAAAGUCGUUUGAAGAAGUCAGUCGACGGUCGCACGUCCUCGCGAAUCGGGGAAUAACGAUCAGACGGGCGAAGGAAAGAACGAAAAAAAAGGAAGGAAAGGAAAAGGGAAGAAGACAGACUCUGAGAAAAGGGGGCAGCUGGACCCGGAUCCCCUAAGUUUCACUGGCGAAAGGGUGUUUCGCUGAAACUGAUCGUUUCUUCUCGUCGAUUUCUUUCUACAUCUCGCGUCUUUCUUUUUUCGGCGAUCUCCGAUCUUCCCGCGAAGAUCCGCUCGUCGCUUUUCCGUUCCCUUUUCGCUUCUCGUGCAAGGAAGAUGCGUUGAAAAAGGAUCGACGAAGGAUGUCGAUGGACGAGGCACAUGGGGGCGGCAUGGUUUCCGCAAUCCUCUCCUCGGUUGUACUUCUUCUUCUGCUGGGACGCGCCGCGGACGCUCAAAGGAGCUUGGAAUUCUUCGAUCUUUUACCAGAAGACCCGAAGCUCUAUGACAAAAUGCGGCCGCCGAAAAAAGAUGGACAAGCAACUGUCGUCUACUUCCACGUUACCGUAAUGGGUCUCGAUUCUAUAGAUGAAAAUUCAAUGACGUAUGCAGCUGACAUAUUUUUCGCUCAAACCUGGAAAGAUAACAGGUUACGAUUGCCAGAAAACAUGACGUCUGAAUAUAGAUUAUUAGAAGUGGACUGGUUGAAGAAUAUGUGGCGGCCGGAUUCAUUCUUCAAGAAUGCCAAGUCCGUGACCUUCCAGACAAUGACCAUUCCUAAUCACUACUUGUGGCUAUACAAAGACAAGACUAUUUUAUACAUGGUCAAACUAACGCUGAAAUUAUCCUGCGCUAUGAAUUUCCUGAUCUAUCCUCACGAUACGCAGGAGUGCAAGCUACAAAUGGAAAGCUUGUCGCACACGACGGACGAAAUGAUCUUCCAGUGGGAUCCUGACGUGCCACUCGUCGUCGACGAGAACAUCGAGUUGCCGCAGCUGCAACUGGUUAAGAAUUAUACGGCCGAUUGCACGCAGGUCUAUUCGACAGGUAAUUUCACUUGCCUCGAGGUAGUCUUCGUCCUGAAACGUAGGCUCGGUUAUUAUUUGUUUCACACCUACGUUCCUACUUGUCUGAUCGUUAUUAUGUCGUGGGUCUCGUUUUGGAUAAAACCGGAAGCGGCACCAGCGAGAGUGACGUUGGGUGUAACUUCUUUGCUGACUCUGUCAACGCAGCACGCGAAGAGUCAAGCGUCCCUGCCUCCUGUUUCAUACUUGAAGGCAGUGGACGCGUUCAUGUCAGUCUGCACGGUGUUCGUGUUCAUGGCAUUGAUGGAGUAUUGUCUGGUGAACAUUGUCCUCGGCGAUUCGGACGCGCCGGCCGCGAAACCACCUCCACCGCCGCCACCGCCUUCUUGUAGUGGCGCAGAUACAGCGAAACUCGAUAAAAUAUUCGAUAUCGCCACUAAGGAGAACGCAAUGUUGUUGGCCGGCCGACCGCAGAACUCGUCGGCAGGUCCGAUACCAAGUAAUCUGCCAGGUCCAGCACGGGGUCCGCCACCGGGAGCGGUACGAGGACCGCCGCCAGGUCCGCCUCCGGGCCCUACACCGGCCCAAAAGGCGCGGAUGCGUGCCCUGAAUAUCGAUCGAGUCUCACGGGUCUUCUUCCCAUUCCUAUUCGCUGUAUUAAACGUAACUUAUUGGAUAAUGUUUGCCGAGUACAUUUAAGGAACACCGGAAAUCGAUUCCCCCGACCCUCGCAUUGGCUCCAAUGAGCCCGAAGAAGAAAGUAUGAGGAAGAAAAUGAAGAAAACACGGGGCACAGAGGAGAUUGUCGCGGGAAGAAAACGCGAGAAGACGCCGCUUUGACGGAACGAUAUCCGAAUCGUUCAUGAACACGUGGAGGAAUUAAAUAUGGCGUCCAUUAGGGCGUUGGUUGUAUGGUUAUAAUAAUUAUUAAGGUUGUUUUUUCAGUCGGCCGUAAUUAACGGGACAUUGAUGAAGAAGGUAGAAGAUGUUCAGGGUAAAUUAAAUAUUGGGUAGAUUGAAAAGUUUGGUACAAUCGGAUAAAGAAUAUUAACAGAAAGAUUCUCUGCCACUGAAACGGUUUGUUGUCGAAAAUUAUUAAAGCACUGCUCGUAGUUAUGUGUAAUUCGUAAAUAGAAAUGAUCAAACAUUUGUGCUUUGUUCAUUUGCACAAAGCGUACUUUUUAAUUGCAGACAAAUAUUCGCUAAGCAUUUGCUUUAAUUAAUUUUAUUUUUAUAUUAGAUUUUUUAAUAUUUAUGUUACAGUUUGUAAUAAUAAAUAAAAGUUGGAUGAAACGAAAAUCCUGAUAAACGAGAUACUAAUAUUAUUUGAAAGUAUGAUGAGAAUAAGUAACAAUGAUACAAUUCUAUAAUGAUUUGGUUAUUGUUCCUUGAUUGUACCAUAUUUUUCAAUCUACCCUGUGCGAUAAGGCAGCGUGAUAUUAGACUUCGUGUAAUAAGUUCGUUUUCAACUGAUUUUUGCGAGAGUUCACGAACUCAAUAAUUCAAUAUGAAUAGGCUAUCAGUUCUAUCACAUUGUAAGUAAAAAAAGAAGAAACAGAUAUUUGAAACUCAAUAAUAAGGUCAUUAAUCACAUCUGUACAAUGCUGCGGUGGUUGAUCCUUUUGUUCCCGAAUGAAUGGAAUUGAGAUAUUAAAAAAAAAGAUCUUGCACCGAGCAAUUGAUUCAAUUUGAUUGCACCUGAAUGAGUAAUUAAUGUUAUAUGAUCAUAUCAGAAGCUUUUAUCGUUAGUGAAGCAUGAAAAACUGAAGUAUUUGAACAUUUGCACGCAUGGUUUGUUACCUUUAACGAAUAGCUGAUUGAUGAAACUCGUUUCGCUUUUCGUUCAACGAAAUUAGCCAAUGCUAAUAAAAUUCAGCAACAAUUCUUAUCAAAUUAUUUAAAAGUUAUAUGAACGUUAACAUUAAUAGUAAUUUGUUUGGUUAUAAACAAGGAAUAAUUUUGUUACAAACAAAAUGAUAGUUACAUAGAAAUUAUACAUCUAUUUAAUUUGUUUAAAAUUCAUAUCUAAUUGUUAAUGUCCAAAAUAAAUUAGCUCAGAUAACGCAUUGCUAAUAAAGAAUUAUUUUUUGUUGUGAAGUGAAUAUAUUUAAAUUUAUUAUGAAUUUAAUUAUUAAUUUCUUAUUGAAGAAAGUUACUCGCUAUGAUACUUCUAAUGUCAUUAUUAACAACGUUUAAAGCGAAACAAGAAUAUUUUAACAUACAAAGAUCUUCAUAGGAUGGGCUAAAUAAAAAAUUGCAAGGCGCAGUCUCAAAGGCUACACACAGACAUUGAUAUUGAAUUCAUUCAACUGAGAAAACGCUGGAACUAAUACUGUGUUGAGUUUUCAAGGAAAUCGAAGAAUGUAAUAUUUUAUUUGGCUCAGUCUGUAUAAUAAUCGAAGAAAUAUAUCGAUCAAAAUGCAGAAGAAGAACUAAAAUACGCAUAUAUCACGCUAUUAAUUACAUUUGCUACGAAUUGAAAUUCGAAACCCGCAGAUUUUUGCAGUAGCGAUUUCAAACACGAUCUUCAAAGUUUAUCCUGUUUCAAUCCUGUUCCAACUAAGAAACAUGAAGCAUCGAAAGACAUUAAUAAAUCUUAACAGAAUAUCGAAUUAAUAACCUUGGCCGAAAGAAUUGGGGUGCUUUCGCCUACUUAAUUAUUAGUGAUGGGAUCGAAUUUAGUAUAAAAAUGAAUUAAUAUUCAAAUUUGUUUGUAUUAUAUUCAAACUACACUUACAAAAAUAAAUUCUUAGUUAUAUUGAUUUAUUUAGAAUGUUAGUAUUUACUAAAAAGUAUACUAUGUAAUUGUUUGCUUUAAUUGUCUUAAAAAUCAGCUUUCGAAGUGUCGAUAUACAUAUAUCUUGAGGACACAAGAAAAAUUGGAAUACCUGCUUUGAAUUAGUGAACCUGAUUUUUACUCGAAUGAAAGCUUUUCCGAUUAUUACUAUUAUCGUUAUUACUAUUACUAUUACUAUUACUAUUAUUAUUAUUAUUAUUAU
Nomia melanderi (Alkali bee) is the source of this 4027-nucleotide messenger RNA. RefSeq names its product glycine receptor ora transientless (gene ort). Gene Ontology annotation, biological process: monoatomic ion transmembrane transport. Gene Ontology annotation, cellular component: membrane. The record is from RefSeq and is a predicted model, not a curated record. Gene Ontology annotation, molecular function: extracellular ligand-gated monoatomic ion channel activity; transmembrane signaling receptor activity. NCBI's taxonomy places the organism in Eukaryota, Metazoa, Arthropoda, Insecta, Hymenoptera, Halictidae.